AUGUCGCAGUCGCAACCACCUCAAGCACAAUCAUCGAUGUCGGGCGGCGGAGAGCAGCCAUUCAAGGAAACGAUCUUGCAGAUACUCAGCAAUCAGCAGGCGCUGAUGACACAGUUAUCGCAGCAGGUAUCGGCAAUCCAAGGGAACGUCCAGAAUGCAAAUCGCAAUGAACUGAUUUUGGACUCCCUAGCGACGAAUAUCACUGAAUUCGCCUAUGACCUUGAGAAAGGUUGUUCAUUCGAUGCCUGGUUUUCGCGUUAUGCUGACCUUUUUGAGAAGGACGCCGCUCAGCUUGCGGACGAUGCGAAGGUGCGGUUGUUAUUGAGAAAACUGAAUCCCUCAGCGCACGAACGGUACACGUCAUUCAUCCUCCCCAAACUGUCGAAGGAGUUUACGUUCGAGGAAACCGUCGCCAAAUUGAAGAUUAUCUUUGGCACACCUGUCUCUACGUUCCAUCGACGUUAUCAGUGCCUUCAGACGAUGAAGGACGAAGAUGAGGAUUUUAUCAGUUACUCGUGUAAAGUAAACAAGGCGUGUGUUGACUUCAAGCUCCAAGAACUGAAGGAAGAUCAGUUCAAAUGCCUUAUCUUCGUAUGUGGGCUGAAAUCAUCCAAGGAUUCGGACAUCCGAAUGCGCCUUCUAUCCAGAAUGAACGAGACCAGCGAUAUGACCCUCGAGAAGAUCGUCGAAGAGUGUAAGAGUCUCAUCAAUUUGAAGCGGGACACGGUGCUCAUUGGGGGAAAACCACCCUCGUCAACUGUGGUCGCCUCGAAUGCCGUUCGGACGCAGCCGAAUCGAAAGGAGAAACCGAACCGAGCGAAGGAUCAAGCACCGAAAACGCCAUGUUGGUCAUGUGGCGGCAUGCACUUUUCAAGCCAGUGCAACUUCAAGGAUCACAAGUGCCGGGAUUGCGGUAGGACGGGCCACAAAGAAGGCUAUUGCAGCUGUUUUUCAUCCAAGCCUCGGCCAAAGCCGGGAAAAGGAAAGCAAGGAAAUUGGAACAAGCAUUCAACGAAAAUUGUCGUCGUUAAAAAUGUCACGCGCAGCCGGAGAUACGUCGAGACAACCAUCAACGGUGUUCCGGUCAACCUCCAGCUAGAUUCCGGCUCCGAUAUUACCAUCAUAUCCAGACAGAACUGGGUCAAGAUCGGAGCGCCCAAAACAUCGCCACCGGACUGUGAAGUGCAGACAGCAUCCGGUGACAAGCUGGGAAUCGAUGCCAUGUUCCGUGCCAACAUUUCGAUCAGUGGCGACCAACGAGAAGGCUCAGACCUCCUCGAUGAGUUUGGGCUGUGGGACGUACCAUUCUCGUCCUUUUGCAAACUGGUGGACACCAAACAAGAAGACCACCAAGUCGCCGAACUGAAGUCCAAGUUCCCGACCGUUUUCACCGGCCAGUUGGGGUUAUGCUCCAAAAUGCAGGUGCACUUGUCGCUCAAGAAGGACGCCAGGCCGGUGUUCAAGCCAAAGCGACCGGUUUCGUACAAUAUGGAGGCCGUUGUGGAAGAUGAAAUGAAGCGACUCCAGGACAACGGUAUCAUCACGCCAAUUACGUACGCAGAUUGGGCUGCACCAAUCGUGGUGGUACGUAAACCAGACCGCACUGUCAGGAUAUGCGCCGAUUUUUCCACCGGACUCAACAACGCACUGGAGGCAAACAAUUAUCCACUGCCUCUUCCGGAGGAUAUCUUCAAUCGAAUGGCUAACUGCACAAUGUUUAGCCAUAUCGAUUUAUCCGAUGCGUACCUCCAGGUCCAGGUGGAUGAAGAAAGUAGGAAGCUGAUCAAUAUCAACACUCACAAGGGCCUCUACCAGUUUAACCGGUUGUCACCCGGUAUCAAGAGCGCCCCAGGAGCGUUCCAACAAAUCAUGGAUGCGAUGCUAGCCGGACUAGACUGCACGUGUCCGUACCUCGACGACGUCCUCGUUGGGGGACGCACAGAAGAAGAGCAUAGGAAGAACCUGUACAAAGUGCUAGAACGCCUCCAGGAAUACGGAUUCACCGUGAAAAUUGAAAAAUGCCGUUUCUUCAUGCGCCAGGUGAACUAUCUGGGCCAACUUCUGGACAAGGAGGGCAUCCGCCCUGAUCCCGAAAAGGUGAAAGCGGUAGUGAACAUGCCCCCGCCAAACGACGUCCCGACGCUGCGGUCGUACUUAGGUGCGAUAAAUUAUUACGGGAAGUAUAUUCGGGAGAUGCGACAACUUCGUCACCCGCUGGAUGGACUGUUGAAGCAAGGAGUCAGUUUCGAAUGGACAGAUGAGUGCCAACGGUCAUUCGAUCGUUUCAAUGAGAUUUUGCAGUCUCCACUCAUGCUGACGCACUAUAACCCCCGAAUGGACAUAGUUGUAUCAGCAGACGCAUCAAAUGUGGGCAUUGGCGCCCGCAUAGCUCAUCGGUUCCCAGACGGCUCCGAAAAGGCAGUGUACCAUGCUUCCAGAAGCCUCACCCUUGCUGAAUCCCGAUACAGCCAAAUCGAGAAAGAAGCACUGGGGCUGGUUUACGCGGUCACCAAAUUUCAUCGAAUGGUCUACGGAAGACGCUUCGCCCUACAGACCGACCAUAAACCGCUGCCAGAUGAGGAUUUCGUGAUUGCUUCCAUUGAAAUCGAGAAGGUUAUCGUCGGCCAAUCUAUCGAGUACCUACCAGUGUCAUACAAAAUGAUAGCGGAGGUGACAUCCGAAGACGACACCCUCCGCAUGGUGAGGGAUUACAUCAGGAAAGGUUGGCCAAGUAAAGCAACAUCCGAAGAUCCAGGCGUACAACAGUUUUUCGCUCGACGGGAAUCGCUGUAUGAAGCCCAAAAGGUCCUGAUGUACGGCGAUCGAGUUGUCAUUCCCAAGAAGCUCCAACAGAAGGUGCUUCAUCAGCUACACAAAGGACACCCGGGGAUCGAUCGAAUGAGAUCCUUGGCGCGAACUUUUGUGUAUUGGCCAAACAUAGACGACCAUAUCACUGCUUUGGUCCGAAACUGUCAGGAAUGCGCAGCUGUAGCGAAGACGGACACAAAAACGAAAUUGGAAUCCUGGCCAGUCCCCGAGAAACCAUGGCAGAGGGUUCACGUGGACUUUGCCGGACCCGUCAACGAUACCUACUACCUUGUGCUAGUUGAUUCACUCUCCAAAUGGCCGGAGGUAGUACCAACCAAGCGCAUCACAUCAGAAGCCACCAUAGCAAUUCUUCGCAAAAUCUUCAGCCGAUUCGGCAUGCCGGAGGUCCUAGUCUCCGACAACGGGGCCCAGCUUACCAGCGACGUUUUCGAACGGUUCUGCGAGUCCAACGGUAUCACCCACUUGAGAACAGCGCCUUUCCACCCCCAAAGCAAUGGGUUGGCAGAAAGCCGAAAUGCACCAGGAGGAAAAUCACCAGCCGAGAUCCUUUUCGGCAAGCCGCUUCGAACAUCGUUUGAGCUCAUGAGACCACCAAGCAAGUUCUACAGGGUUGUCAACUCCAAGCAAGCUAGCCAGUACAACGAGAAACAUGGGGCUAAGACGAAAUGCUUCGAAGUCAAGGACAAAGUGUACGCGCAAGUACACCACGGAAACGAUUGGAGCUGGGUACCAGGAGAAGUAGUGGAGCGUAUUGGGCAAGUCAUGUACAACAUUUGGCUGCCUGAUCGACAACGGCUCAUUCGCUGCCACGGCAACCAGUUACGAAAACGCUACGAUACUAGCAGCAGCCCGCCGGAGGUUAUCGGCCCUCAAGUUCCGCUCGAGAUCUUGCUCGACACUUGGAGUUUGAACCCAUCUAGCUCUGGUGCUGCAGUAGAAACAGUUGAACCGCCUGCGGAGCCUGAAGGACUGGACGAGUUGCAGUUGGAAUUCUUGCGUAGCUUGAUGGAGCCUGAUCAGCAACGACGUCGACUGCGUACUCCGGUUAGGCAACCUGAGUUAGAGGAAGUUAUCCAGCGAAGAUCGUCCCGGCAGCGGCGCGCACCAGUUCGGUACGAGCCGUAUCAGCUUUAUUAA
Molecule: messenger RNA, 3966 nt
Organism: Aedes albopictus (Asian tiger mosquito)
Lineage: Eukaryota; Metazoa; Arthropoda; Insecta; Diptera; Culicidae
Exons: 4
Coding region: 1-3966 (1321 amino acids)
Biological process (GO): DNA integration
Molecular function (GO): nucleic acid binding
Source: RefSeq, a predicted model, not a curated record